This is a messenger RNA of Pseudogymnoascus destructans, 270 nucleotides long. RefSeq lists its product as uncharacterized. NCBI's taxonomy places the organism in Eukaryota, Fungi, Ascomycota, Leotiomycetes, Thelebolales, Thelebolaceae. The transcript has 2 exons. The record is from RefSeq and is a predicted model, not a curated record. The coding region runs from base 1 to 270 and encodes 89 amino acids.
AUGGCAACCAAGGCCGUUGAAUCACUCUCCUCCUCUCUCUCAACCACCACCAUCUCCCCCGGCCGCCGUCCCUACACGGGGUCCUGCGGCUACACCAAAUAUCUCACCCUCCCACCGCCCAUCAUCUCCGCCAACCCACCCUCACCCUCCGCAUCCGGAAAUGCAACUGUUCGACCUGCCAGAAGAUUUCGGCAGGGUCAUUUGCAUGCGAUCCAUUAUAGGGAUGAGCUCGCUCUAAUUGUCCUAGUAAUGGGAUACACGUCCGCCUGA